AUGAGCUUGGAAAAAUUUGACGACUAUGGCUCGACUGACCAAAGCAAAGAAAGACCAUCAACAUAUGCUUAUGACCACACCAUUUUAUCAAUGAGUAUUGAUUAUACAACUGGAGCAGCAAAUUAUACAAAGUUCGAUAUGGAAGUAGUCGAAGAGGAUCCUGAACUAAAAAAUCUGAUUUUACAUUCAGAGACCACACAGGAAGAUAUUUCUUCUGAACGUCAAACACCUAUUCUUCAACAAAUUAUAGAACUACAGAAUGAUCAAGUAGGGGACCUCGCAGUAGAUAAAACACAGGACGACAUUUCUGUAUCAGAAUGCAGGACGCCUCCAUUUUCUCCUCCAUCAAAGUCCGCUGCUCAACAUAACACCAUGUCAAUUCCUAAGAUCUCAGAUUUCGCAGUAUUUGGUCAGAAACUCUUAAAAAGCAUUGCUAAUGCACCCAUACUACAACGUCCAAAAAAGCAGUCCAAGGAAAGUAUUGUAGAAGUAAAGACUCAACCAUCAGCAGCCACUCAAACAGAAGUAUCACCGAUGCGGAUACCAAGUCCAAUUCCCAAUAAAACGGUAUCGCCAGAGAAACUCGCCACAGCAAACGACAUAUCUAUACGACAGGAAUGUUCGCCUAAAGUUCCUUUAGCCUUUGCUAUAAUGGCAGGUGAAGUAUCCGUAGAAAUUCCAGAGUUAGAUGAAUACGGUUAUCCUCACCUGAAGGCCGUAAGAGAAGACGAUGAUGACGAUUCCGAUUCCGAUGACUCUGAUUGA
Molecule: messenger RNA, 765 nt
Organism: Necator americanus (New World hookworm)
Lineage: Eukaryota; Metazoa; Nematoda; Chromadorea; Rhabditida; Ancylostomatidae
Exons: 10
Coding region: 1-765 (254 amino acids)
Source: RefSeq, a predicted model, not a curated record